CUCCUCCCUCAGCGAUGUAUAUGGCUAUAUGUUAUGAACAAUGUGCUGAUGUCCGUAUCAGGGAAGUCGGCCCAGCUUUACUCGCACAGCCUGCCAGCUCUGUUUGAACAGAAAGGACAUCUGCACCAGAAACACAGCAGCCUGUCGCUCAGCACCAACUGCCUCACUGAGCGGAUCAGUCUCAGAAAGUUUACCAUAUCUGUAAAGAUUCCUGACACUAAAGGUUGUAGGAGGUGCAGUGUAGCAAGAAACCCAUACACAGAUAGUACAUUUCUGUGCGGGGCUGUCCCAUCUGGCCUGCAACUCGCCAUCAGACUCCCAGAUUCUCUUCCGAUAUUUGAACUGCUGGUGUUGGCAACAGAUGAGUUUCCUCAGCUGUGUGUUGGAGUGAGAGACUGUAGUAAUGAUAAACCACCAACCGGCCAACAGCUCAGGUUUGAUAUUAUAGAGCUGAACGGCGCUCCUGUUCCAGUGCCAGGAGAUAGUGGAGCACUCAGGGCCGUGCAGGUAACCCAGCUGGACCGAGACACUGUUCUCAUCACCUUGGAAAGAACUGUAAAGAUCGUGAACCUGCAAGGACUUCCAUCCAGACAGCUGCCUGCAGAAAUAGUCUUUGACUUCCCCAUUGAAACACUAGUCUGCUUGCAGGAUAGUGUGCUGGCAUUCUGGAAGCAUGGCCUCAAAGGGAGGAGUUUCCAUUCAGAUGAGGUAACACAAGAAAUUACAGAUGAGAGUCGUGUGUUCAGAGUUCUGGGAACAAACAGAGACAUCAUCCUUCAGAGCACACCGACUGAUGACCCGUCAGCACUGAGCAGCCUGUACAUCCUGACAGGACACGAAAGCAGCUACUGA
Messenger RNA from Maylandia zebra (zebra mbuna), 852 nucleotides. NCBI's taxonomy places the organism in Eukaryota, Metazoa, Chordata, Actinopteri, Cichliformes, Cichlidae. The record is from RefSeq and is a predicted model, not a curated record.